Stylonychia lemnae is the source of this 771-nucleotide messenger RNA. Lineage: Eukaryota; Ciliophora; Spirotrichea; Sporadotrichida; Oxytrichidae. The record is from the annotation of a GenBank genome assembly.
AUGUGCUAAAGAUCAACAAAAGAAUUUGAGAGAGAAAAAAGAAGAAAAGAUGAGCUAAAACUAAAGCUGCAGUAGGCUGUACCAUUGAAAGAAAGAUCCGAUUCUACCUCUAAAAGUCCAACAUUGAAAGAAUACAAAAAAUACCUCACCAAUUGUUCGCCACCUUUUCAAAGAACUGAUCCUCAUUCAUAUUAUUUUGAAGAAAAGAUAGGAAAGCUCAAAAAUGAAGAUAUCAACAAUACAACCUUGUAAUUGCAAGUCCACUUGCUUCCCAGAUCUUAUAUGGAUGUGAGAAACUCACUAGGAUAGCCAUUUGUUUUACAUCCAGGCAAGGGUUUGAAGGAGUUUUAAAAUGAAAUCACCGAUCCCUUGAACCCAUGUGAGCCUAAGUACUCUGGAUCUAAUGGUAUUAAUAAAUACACCUAGCCUUUAAAAAAGGAGAUAUUCAGUAGCACUGCUAAGAUGUCUAUCUUCAAAGUUUAAGAGGAGAUCAAGGAUAAAAUAUAGAGGUCUAUUGAGGAGCAAAAGGAGAAAGAUAGAGUCAAGAGAUUUGAGUUAGAUUAGAAAUUUAAAACUGCACCUAGAUGGCAAACUCAUCAUAACGGUCAUCACGAUACAUUCUAACCACUGAUAGUUGAUGAAAGGGUAAUCGUGAGAUAAAAGGACUCGAGUGCUCUUUAACUUUAAUUCAAGUUAAGAGAUAAAGCACGCUUCAAAGUGCCUAAGAAAAACCCAGAAUAUUUCAGAAUUGAGAAGACAGUUGUUGAAUGA